AUGACGCAAAUGACAUAUGACGAGCCGAUUUCCCAUCGGCUGGUGGAGGCGGCUCACGCCGACGACCUCCAGCUGGCGCUCGAGCUCAUUUCACAACCCGCGGCUGACGUGGAUUUCACGGGCACGGUGUGCCUGAAAUCGAGGAAAGCUGAGGUGGCGCUCAAUGGUGAGCUGGCGAGUGACGUGUGCGUCGAGUUCGAGGAGUUCAGGACAGAUGUCACCCCGCUGUUUGCCGCCGCGCAUAACGGAAACCUAACGCUCGUUAGGGAGCUGCUGAAAGCAGGGGCAAAUGCGAACCAAAAACUUUUCCGAGGCUACGCGACCACAGCCGCCGUACGGGAGGGACACGUUCACGUGCUCGAGUUGCUGCUAAAAAACGGGGCCUCUCAGGCGUCAUGCGAAGAGGCUCUGUUGGAGGCAUCCUAUUUGGGCCUGGCCGGCCCAGCCGAGCUGCUAAUGGGCUCUGACUUGAUCCGUCCUCAUGUCGCGGUGCAUGCUCUCGUCACUGCUUCCGGACGAGGUUUCGUCGAUUUUGUCGCCACACUCGUUGAGAAUGGAGUCGACCCGAAUUCGAAUGCUCGAAUUCUGCUCCAAUCCUCAAAACCGUCUCUGUACACUAACGUCGAUUGCAAUGCGCUCGUUGCAGCCAUCGUUAACCGACAGGUCCCGAUUGUCCAGCUACUUUUAAAGGCCGGUUGCCGAACAGACAUCAAGGUCAAACUCGGAGCUUGGUCGUGGGAUGUCACCACAGGCGAGGAGUUUCGAGUCGGUGCAGGCUUAGCCGAGCCCUACACCGUCGCUUGGUGUGCCGUCGAGUAUUUCGAAGCCAGUGGUGCAAUCCUCCGCGCGCUCCUCCACCGUAUCUCCCCCAACACUCCCCAUCUCGGACGAACACUAAUCCACCACGCCAUCCUCUGCCAGAAUCCGAGAGCACUUGACGUGCUCCUCACUUUCGGAGCUGACGUGGAGUCCCCAGUUGAGACAGCUGAGCUGUCGAACAUCUUGCCCAUCCACCUGGCAGCUCGACUCGGUUCAUCCGCGAUUCUCCGACGUUUGAUCGGCGUCGGUUGUAAUCUGGACUCGAAAACAGGAUUCGAGGAAACCGCACUCAUGAUCUGCACUCGACAGAAAAACGAGGAUUGUCUUAAAAUUCUAGCUUCCGCUGGGUCCGAUUUUGGCUUGUCAAAUACUCUGGGUGAUGACGUGUCGUCCAUUGCCGGCUCGGUUAAAUGGACGGCGGGUUUCAGACGGGCGGUGCUUGACGUGAUCCGAACCGGGAAAAUCGUGCGAUCGAGCAAUCUUCAAGUGUUUUCUUCGUUGAUGUUUGUUGUUCGAGCGAACGAUGUGGAGGCCUUGCAAAAACUCGUCAGGCAGCCCGAUUUGGACAUCGACGAGAAGGAUGGGAACGGGUAUACGGCUGUUAUGGUAGCUGCAAUGAACGGACACGCGGAGGCUUUCAAGGUGCUUGCCAAUGCAGGGGCGGAUUUGGAAGUCGUGAAUAAAAACGGCGAGACAGGUUUAAGUCUAGCCGAGAAAAGACUCGACGAUGAUGAAUUUGCGACAAUUUUGUCUGCUUACGCGUAUGCGAAGAUCGACAACAACGGAAAUGGGAACAAACCGAUGGCCUUACACCGCGCGGCCCGACUUGGGGACCUCCUUUUAGUAAGGGAGUUAAUAGGUAAAGGCCACGACGUCAACAUUUUCGACUGCGACGGCUACACGCCGCUCAUGCUCGCGGCGAAAUCCGACGACCGGGAAAUGUGCGAGCUUUUGAUCUCGUCUGGCGCGCGGCUCGAAGUCCGCAACUCGAGAAACGAGACGGCACUCUCGAUAGCCGCCGGAGGAAAGGGAAAGGCGGAGGGCGCGCUACUCGACGAGGCGGCUCGGGAGUUGGUUCUUUGUGGGGCCCGCGUGAGGAAGCACACGAGGGAAGGGAAAGGGCGGCCGCACGGGAAGGUGUUGAGGAUGGUGGGAGGCUCGGGGGUGCUGGCUUGGGGGAGGUCGGGGAGGAGGAAGGUGGUGUGCCGGUGGGCGGAGUUGCCUAUACUUCAAUUUGAGGAGAAAAUUGCUGAGACAGUGGAGAAAAACUCCAUCGUUGUGGUAAUUGGAGAAACUGGCUCUGGAAAAAGCACGCAGCUCUCCCAAAUACUUCACAGAAGAAGUUACACAAAAUCCGGUUGCAUUGCCGUUACUCAGCCGCGUCGGGUCGCCGCGGUUUCAGUAUCCCGGCGGGUUGCGCAAGAGCUUGAUGUGAAGCUUGGGGAAGAAGUGGGUUAUGCAAUACGCUUUGAAGACAGGACUUCAGAGAAGACGCUGAUUAAGUAUCUCACGGAUGGUGUGCUGCUUCGUGAGAGUCUUUCCAAUCCGGAGCUGAAUCAAUACUCGGUCAUUAUACUGGAUGAAGCACAUGAGAGGAGCUUAAACACGGAUAUACUGCUUGGAUUGAUGAAACGAUUGAUCAAGUUCCGAGCUUCCAAUUUGAAAAUUUUGAUAACGUCUGCUACUCUUGAUGGUGAAAAAGUAUCCAGAUUCUUCUCCAACUGCCCAAUCCUUAAUGUCCCAGGAAAGUUGUUCCCUGUUGAGAUACAGCACAGCUCAGAAAGGCCCAAAAGUUAUAUUGAAGCUUCUUUGAAAACAGCUAUUGACAUACACGUUGGGGAACCUGAAGGUGAUGUCCUAAUUUUCAUGACAGGACAGGAUGAUAUAGAAAAGUUGGUGUCGAAAUUGGAAGAGAGAAUCCAAACCCUGGAAGAAGGUUCUUGUAUGGAUGCCAUCAUUCUUCCACUCCAUGGAUCUUUGCCUCCUGAAUUGCAGGUCCGUGUGUUCAGCCCUCCACCUCCAAAUUGUCGUCGAUUUAUUGUUUCUACAAACAUAGCUGAGACAUCGUUGACUGUCGAUGGUGUUGUGUACGUAAUUGAUUCUGGAUUUGUGAAGCAACGACAAUACAACCCUUCAACUGGAAUGUAUUCUCUCGAUGUUGUCCAAAUUAGCAAAGUGCAGGCUAAUCAGCGUGCAGGAAGAGCUGGAAGAACACGUCCCGGAAAGUGCUACCGUCUGUACCCUUCUGUGGUUUACAAAGAUGAUUUUUUGGAUGCCACUGUACCUGAAAUACAGAGAUCUUCCUUAGCAGGAAGUGUCCUCUAUUUAAAAUCCUUAGAUCUACCCGACAUAGACAUUCUCAAAUUUGACUUCCUCGACCCUCCUUCCUCUGAGGCUUUGGAAGAUGCUUUAAAGCAGUUAUAUCUCAUUGAUGCCAUAAAGGAAGAUGGUUCUAUCACAAGACUUGGACGAACCAUGGCUGAGCUUCCACUAGAACCUUCACUGUCAAGGACCUUGUUAGAGGCAAACGAAUGUGGCUGUUUGUCUCAAGCUUUAACGGUUGCUGCCAUGUUAUCUGCUGAAACCAAUCUGCUUUUAGGUCAUAGUAAGAGCAGUCAUGAUAAGAAGCGGAAGCACACUCCUCCAUCUAACCUUCCCGAUGGUUCUGGAUUGGGUGACCACAUUCAGUUGCUACAGAUUUUUGAGCUUUGGCAUCAAACUGACUACAAUGUAGACUGGUGCAAAGAAAACAACUUGCAGGUAAGGGGGAUGAUGUUUGUCAAAGAUGUUAGGAAACAGUUAUGCCAAAUAAUGCAGAAAAUUGCCAAAGUAUCCAUGGACGUGAAAACAAGUAAAAGGCAGAAAGAAGGCCAAGAAUACAGAGCUUUGAGAAAAGCCCUGUGUUCGGGAUAUGCAAAUCAACUUGCAGAGAGAAUGAUUCGUCACAAUGGUUACCGGACCGUUGGUUUUAAGUCGCAGUUAGUUCAGGUGCAUCCAUCGUCCGUGCUAAAACCAGACGAAGAUGGCAUGCUCCCGAAUUACGUUGUAUAUCACGAACUCAUUGCCACUACUCGACCCUACAUGCGCAAUGUGUGUGCCGUUGAGAUGCGUUGGGUGCAGCCCGUUUUAGCCAAGCUCGACAAACUUAACAUUCCUAAGUUAAGUGGGACCACCAAUAAAUCGAUGAGCGAAAACAAUCAAACAGGAGAUUUGAAGAUACAGAAGGAUGAUGUUAAAGCUACUCAACCGUCUGUUGAUGACCGAGAGAGUAGAAUUCUUGCGGCCCGUGAACGGUUUCUUGCUCGCAAAAGCGGCAGAUAACGAAAUAUACGAACUGGGAAAAUUGAAAAUUAUUGUCUUGUGAGUACUGCUAAAGAACCAUGAGGCUGGGGAAUUGAAAAAUGAUUGUCUUUGUGCAAAACAAUGGAAAAUAGGCCGAGUGUAAAAAGAACUCUUUACUCUUAAAGACUAUUAAUUGACUCAAAUUUUGUUUUUUAGUUAUAUAGAUGUAGCAAGGAUGAGUUUGGUUUUCAGAUGCUAUUACUGUACUAUCAAGAGGAUUUUGGUUGCCAGGGCUGUAUAAUUUACAUGAUUAAGUACACUAAUCAUAUAAACUUUCCCAUGUGUUGCCAAGCACGCG
Messenger RNA from Striga asiatica, 4459 nucleotides. The record is from the annotation of a GenBank genome assembly. NCBI's taxonomy places the organism in Eukaryota, Viridiplantae, Streptophyta, Magnoliopsida, Lamiales, Orobanchaceae.